AUGACGAGCGUGGACGACGUCACCGUACCGGUGAGCGAGGCCCUGCGACGGGCGCGAGAGAACGGGAGUCGAGCGAACGCGUACGGCGGCGGCGGCGGCGGCGCGGAGAGCGCGAGCUGGCGCGCCGCGAUGGCAUUCGGAGGAUGGGCACCGGAGACGAUCAACGGACGGUCGGCGAUGGUUGGUUUCGUGAUCGGUGAAGCGGCGAAACGAGCGACGGGGGAGGGUAUCGUGACGCUGGCGCACGACCACGUCGUGAGCGUGGCGGCGGUGCUGGCGGUCGUGACGCUCGCGAGUUUCGCCCCGAGCGCAUUUGGCGUCGAUUACACGGGCAAUCCGAGGAGUAAGAGCGAUGGCAUCUUCACGGCGAAGAUUGAAAAGAUCCACGGGAGAUUGGCGAUGAUGGGGAUUCUGUACGAGGUCGCCACGGAGCUCUCUGCGAGAGGCUUUUUUUAG
Ostreococcus tauri is the source of this 456-nucleotide messenger RNA. Its product is annotated as Chlorophyll a/b binding protein domain. The transcript has a single exon. The record is from RefSeq and is a predicted model, not a curated record. Bases 1 to 456 code for a protein of 151 amino acids. Lineage: Eukaryota; Viridiplantae; Chlorophyta; Mamiellophyceae; Mamiellales; Bathycoccaceae.